Molecule: messenger RNA, 531 nt
Organism: Ostertagia ostertagi
Lineage: Eukaryota; Metazoa; Nematoda; Chromadorea; Rhabditida; Trichostrongylidae
Source: the annotation of a GenBank genome assembly
GUCCUUUUGCCCAUCAUAACAUCUUCAGAGCAGCAUUACUCCAAUGAGACCCUUAGUCGUCAACCCGCUCGUACUGACGCUGAUUGGAAUAGUGCGUCCAUUCCAGUCGUUGAUUCUGCUCCUCUCCAAGCCCCUUUUCCAAUGCCCCUUCUUCCACCUUCUCCAGUGCCCAUUGCUCCACAGGUGCCAAUUCUGCCUCUUCCGCCUCUUCCACCGGUGUCUCUCGCACCUCCUUUUCCAAUACCCCUCCCUCCUUUACCUGUACCUCCAUUCCAACCAACUCCCUCACCGUCUUUGCCGCCAAUCUGCACAAUGCCACUUGUACAAGGACCGUGCGAGGAGCGUCAUAUCAAAUCCGUAAAUGCAGCUCUUUUAUCUACAGUGGUUGCCAGGGCAAUGCCAACAACUUCGCAACACUUGAGGAAUAAAAAACGAAGUGCUGCGGGUGCAUCGGCCAAAGUGAAGAAAAGAAGACGAUUCUUAUUUGGCCGAAAACGGAAAUCGAGCAGCACCCCAUCAUUAUACUCGCAG